Trametes versicolor FP-101664 SS1 is the source of this 642-nucleotide messenger RNA. RefSeq lists its product as uncharacterized. NCBI's taxonomy places the organism in Eukaryota, Fungi, Basidiomycota, Agaricomycetes, Polyporales, Polyporaceae. The transcript is spliced from 3 exons. The record is from RefSeq and is a predicted model, not a curated record. The annotation marks the transcript as partial.
AACACCUGGCACAUUGCAUACAACUGCAGUAUCAAGGAGGAGGUCAUGCUCAGGGUAAUUCCGGAGGUGUUGCCGGCAGAUAAUCCUCAGCAGUCUGCAUCAUGCUCGCAUGUGGGUUUGCAUGGCAAUCAUCCCUGUAGACAUUGCGAGUUUGGUGGUCUUGAGCUUGAACGCGAAACGGAUGAGGGGUAUGAAAGUCACUUCUCGGUCACCGGGGACACCACGCGUACCGCAGCGGAGACACUGGCUGCCGUCUGCGCGCAACUCCACGCAGCUGGCCUGGGUGUUGCAAAGACGGUCACUGACAUGCAGACGAUGUCAGGGAUCAAAGACCCUCUUGCGGCGUUUUGGGUCCAACAGCUGAUCGUGCCUGCUCACGAGAAGCAGCAAAUCCGGAUUCAUAAUCCCACAACUCGCGAUCCACGGUUGAAUGUGCAGCGGAUGCUCAAUUCUUGUUCACUAACUAGAGGUCACUGGCGACUUGUGGAAUAUUCAGGUCUCGAUGUUCAUCGGGAUACGCCCAUGGAGCUUCUCCAUACCUACCUCCUUGGUAUCAAAAAAUACUCCUGGUACCACAUCCAUAACCCGUGGACAGCAUCACAACAUGAAGCAUUCGCCACCCAACACUCCCAACCAGUAUAG